This is a messenger RNA of Penicillium malachiteum, 459 nucleotides long. RefSeq lists its product as uncharacterized. The record is from RefSeq and is a predicted model, not a curated record. Bases 1 to 459 code for a protein of 152 amino acids. Lineage: Eukaryota; Fungi; Ascomycota; Eurotiomycetes; Eurotiales; Aspergillaceae. The transcript has a single exon.
AUGUACGACACAGUGAAAACCGAAUUCAAGCCUGCAUUUUAUCAGCUCAUCCUCCACCCAAUCAAAGCCUCUCAGAUCUACAUGACACUGAGAGUUUCGCUGGCAAAGAACAAGCUCUACGCUGAGCAACGCCGUACCUCGGCAAAUCAUUACGCAAAUGAAGUGUUACGUCUCUUUGAUGCAGAUUAUGAUUUAUCUUGCGAGUACCACGAAAUGCUAGAUGGUAAAUGGAAUAAUAUAAUGAGCCAGCCACACUAUGGUUGUCGUUGGGAGUGUGACAUUACACCAUUCCGCGAUAUAGUGCCUGGUCUGUGCAUCGUUCAGACACGCCAAAAGGCUAGUGCCAUAAUGGGCUUCAUGGGGAUCGCAGUUGAAUGCCAUAAAGGUGUACGCCCGGGCUUGUUUGUGAAGAGAACGACCGAACUCACCCGUCUCGGCGUGCGCGAGUCGCUGGUGUGA